AUGGAUAUGGAAAUAAGUGAUUCUGAUAAAUCUAUAAUUAGAAGCAGAAGAGAAGCAUCAAGAUUACGGAUAUUCUCUUCCUCUUCAGACGAGGAUUUUGUUAAUGUAAACAAUGAAGAAAACGAAUGUUCCACGGAUGGAGAAGAUUUGGUAUCUAAAUCAGAGAACGAGGAUCACGAUGAAGAAUGGCAGGAAGUAAAAGAAAGAACUGUAGUUAUAAAUGAGUAUUCAGAAGAAGAGGAAUUUUUACAUGAAAACAUUGACUGUAAUGACCCUUUUGCUUUAUACAAACUAUUCUUCACGGAUUACAUACUAGAGAAGAUGAAACAAAGAGUUGAUGAAACAAAUAAAUAUGCUACAAAAAGUAUAAAUAAUUCUUCAUCUAGCAGUAGAAUGCACCAACAGGACUGGCAAUCUGUUACAAGAGAUGAAAUGAAUACUUUUUUUGGCAUAUUGCUUAUUAUGGGUAUAGUGGAAUUGCCAGAAAUUAGAUUGAAUUGGUCUAACAAGGACAUGUAUGCGAACGCACUCAUAAAAAAGACAAUACCACAGCCAAAACUGAAAAUCGGUUGCACAAAAUUCGAAAUAUUAUUGAAGCAAAUGUGGAUAACUUUAAGAGUUCUAUUAAACAAGGCAAAAAUAUCGUUAUCGAUGAAAGUAUGGUUCCAUAGAGAGGACGUCUAG
This is a messenger RNA of Vespa velutina, 684 nucleotides long. RefSeq lists its product as uncharacterized. The record is from RefSeq and is a predicted model, not a curated record. NCBI's taxonomy places the organism in Eukaryota, Metazoa, Arthropoda, Insecta, Hymenoptera, Vespidae.